Cyclospora cayetanensis is the source of this 13167-nucleotide messenger RNA. RefSeq names its product dynein-1-beta heavy chain, flagellar inner arm I1 complex. The record is from RefSeq and is a predicted model, not a curated record. Gene Ontology annotation, molecular function: dynein intermediate chain binding; ATP binding; dynein light intermediate chain binding. Gene Ontology annotation, biological process: microtubule-based movement. Gene Ontology annotation, cellular component: dynein complex. The transcript is spliced from 66 exons. Lineage: Eukaryota; Apicomplexa; Conoidasida; Eucoccidiorida; Eimeriidae.
AUGCCAGAAGAGAUUAUGGAUCAGAACACGAAUACUCCAGAGGCUGCCUCGGAUCCAUCUGCGUUGGCACUGGGAAGGAGCAUGGAGUCGUUGCCCGAGAGGAACGGCGCUGCCCCUGCAGGGCAACGCUUAGCACACUGGCUCAUAGCACAGAUCCAGUUGUCUAGUUUCGUGGCCGACGAAGAUUGGACACCCGAUCAUACGCGGGAACUAUUGAACUUUUGCAAUGACAAUCGCCGCAGCCAGUGGUUUUUGUGGAUGUCGAAGAAGCCCCAACUAAAUCCCUUAGAACGCGGCGAACAAGGAGUACAACGGGAGAAGCCAGAGUGCAAGCGGCUUGCCUUUAGUGAUAAGCUCCCUCGACACUGCACUAAUUAUCUUCAGCAACAUACAUCAUCUAAAGAUGAAUGUGGAGACGGACUGGUUUUCUUAGGAAAAAAAUGUACGGGUGUGUUUAACGCAGAGGCCCCUGGUGAGCAUCUCUUCUGCUUCUCAUUGCGCAGCAACAUUCUUGAGCAUGUUUCAGCUUUUAUUCGGGGAGUAUGCAUUCCUGUGCUUGAAAGCAAUGCAUUGUGGCCUCAAAGCUUCAAACAGGAACUUUCGAGAAAGCUCGUCAAGUAUGUUGGUCAUUUGACUGACAUAGUUCAUCGCGCCCAGGGCUGCUCUAGACUUGUUCUUCCAUUAGAAGACCUUACCAAUAUUACUAAGUGCGCAAGCGACCGAGAGCUUGUUCAAAGGCUGGAAGCACUAGUGAAUUCGUGGACUCGACAAAUGAAGGAAAUUCUGGCUGUCCAGGAUGGACCAGAGGGGUCACUAGAGUCAUGCCAUCUUGGCGAGAUCCAGCGGUGGACAGAGCGUGCCCAGAACCUCAAAUCGCUGAUUGAGCAGUUCCAUGAGCCAGAUAUACAAGCCGUAAUAGACGUAUUAAAUGAGGCCAAAUCAUCUUUGCAAAAAGAUAUUGUUGCUUCAUCGCGGGUAGUUCAUGAUAAUCUCAAGUUCUUGGAGGUAUUACGGGGCCCAUGCCAAGCUCUUAGAGAAGCGGACCCCACGGAAAUACCCAUGGUAGCCACACAGCUUCUGAUGGCUGUUCGAAUUGUUGCGACACACAGCAAGUAUUAUACCACUCCAGAAAGGAUAAGCAAUGUGGCACAGCCAAUGGAAAGUCUGAGAAAUGCAGUCGAGUGUGGCGUCACUCUUAACAGAGUCUUCAAGCAGCUGUCUACGCUGAUAAAAUCAGAAGGAAAAGCAUGCUGCUGGGAUUCUGCUGCCGGUGCAGCGUUUGCAGAGAGCGAUGCCUUCGUACAACGAUGCAGCGACCUACUUGAUGUCUGCCGCGCUCAGUUCCAGUUCAGCCCCACAGCUCAGUCGAAGCAAAAAGAUUUGAUGUGUUCAUCAGCAGAUUCAGCAAACUUAUGCUCCACCCCGCAAGGUCACGUUUAUUUUCCAACCUUUGGUCCAUUCCAAACAGAAGUAAUCCGCAGCAACAUACGGAACAUACAGCAAGAAUAUGGGAAAGCUCUUUCAAGGCUUAGAGUGAUGGGCCGGAAUAUUUUGAAUGUGAAAGCUACAAGCUGGCAUAAUGAAUAUGCACAGUUCAAAGAGCAGGUUCGUGACCAUGAGAGUAUGUACAUGAACGUCAUUGCAAGUGCUUUCAAAAGAGCAGCUACUGUUGAAGAGGCGUGUGAAAUCUUUGGCGCCUUCAAACUUUUAGCAAAGAGACCCAAUAUUCAGAGGUUUCUGGAGAAAAAGGCUUCGGAUAUUUGGAGGCUCUUUUCUCAGGUAAGCCAUAAUUCACUAAGGGCUGACGGAUAAGACGGAAAAGAUGCUGAGCAGGCUUUACGGCUCUAUGAGAAUGUGACAGACAUGCUUCAGACAUUUGUGGAAAAGUCGUUCCAGGAGUGGCUGCAGGAAGCUGAAGCCGUGCAUCCGUCUGGGCAUACUAUUCAUUCUCCUGACAUUCCACUGUUUGGUUGUGACAGGCAUCUAUUUACUAGAACCAAAGAACUGCAUCGAGUACUGCAGGAAGCUCAUUUUUGGCAGUACAUGCAAGACCAGAUUAUCCGCCUCCCUUUCACCGUCCUCGAGCUCCUUAAGCACCGGGAUCGCCUUUUCCUCCUUCAGCAACAUAUACUUGGAGUUGUAAAGGCCUACAAUGCUAUUGCCGAAGGCCUCACGCCUGAUGAACGACGGCUCUUCCAGCAACAUGUUGGUAGCCUGGACAGGAAGAUCGCUCCGGGUAUAGAAAAGUUGACAUGGAAUUCUAAGGGCAUCAAAGAGUACUUUGUUCGAGACGCAUGGAAGGACUGCCAGGCAGUCUGCGAAUACGUUACCCGGUUCUUAUAUGAAAAAAAGGCAAUCACGCGCAUAAUUGAGGAGUCAACGCAUACUCGCUUAAUAUUUGUUGACAAGAAGAAUACAGUGGAAUUAGAGGGCUUCCUUCGUCAACAAGGAGAGACACAGCAAGCAGCUGUGCUGGCCUUCCAGCGCCAACACUCUGAAAUUGUUGGCAAGCUACAGCGCAUCGAAGAGUUGUUUAAGAAGCAGAGUAAAGAUGUGCAAAAAGAAUGGCUUGCAUUCAUCAACAGACUAGACAACGAAUGGAGGGAAGCACUGCGUAAAGUGGUUCGGACGUCGCUUUUGGAGCUUGCGAAUAGCCUCUCCCCCAAAGAAAGCAAACUAAAUUCUGUUGAGUCGUAUCCCCUGGUGCGAGUGUCCGCUGCUCUCUGUGUCGACGGAGCUGGUAGCAGUGGGAGUCAAAUGGCUUUUAGGCCCUCUAUGGAUGAGCUAAGAGCAGCGAUUGAGAGGACGUGCAAUGAAGCCGUGCUUGCCCUGCAACGCGUGCCCAAGCUUUCUAGCUUCUUGGAGACUAGAGAUGCGCCUGCUUCGAGUGAAGAGGCUUCAUGUGGAGGACAAAUAUGCUGGUACUCAGAGCUUGUGACUGACGAAAAAGUUACACAGCUCAUUACGCAGGUGUCACGAAACGUAUCCAACACUGCGUGCAAACUCAAUGAACGAUUGAAAUGGUGGAGCACCAACUACUCAUGCCUUCUUGAAGGAGCUCAGGAAGCCCCAGAUUCGCCGCUUCAUCUCUCAGAGCGGCCUUUACAUUUGAUUGUGUCCUCAAUCCAGGACUACAGUGACUAUUACAGUGACAUACAGCAAGAGGAAUCAAACACAGUUAUCUGCUUUCUAGAGGCUGAUUUUCAACAGUUGAAGCAAUCUCUUUUAGACCGCUGCCGCAUGAGACAGACAUCACUAACUACGUAUCUACAUGACUGUGCUCGAAAAGAACAAAAUGACAUUAUUGAUUACAUUGAACGUAACACAAAUGCUCUACAGCGCGUACCUCAGAAUACCGAGGAGCUACGGAGUCAAGUUGAGCUGUGUAGUAGCUGCAAGCAACAGGUAUCUGCGCUCCGCGGUAAAAUACAACCUAUUCAAGCGCAGUUUGCAACUCUCCGAGAGCUUCGAGUGAAUGUCUUGGAAGAGGAAGAAGCGCUGCUCGGGAAACUCAGUCCUGCAAUUGAUUGUUUUGAGGAUGCCUUGGAAGCUGCAGAGGCCAUGCUCAUACGGACAAAAAAGGCUAUGAAGCUAGACGCGGAAUUGCUCGUUGACUCCAUAAGCCGACGAGCGUCCGAGUUAUUCAAGCAUUUCAUGACUUCCGCGCCGUUUGACGGGUCUCCUUUCAACUACGACACAGCGACAGCCUUCUCAAUCAUUCAAAGCUACGACGCUGAGUUAAACAAGCUUACUGAGUCUCGGAGAGAGUUAGACCCUAUUCUAGACUUCUUUGGCAUUGAUAGCCUCCCCAACCGAGACCUUGGGCAGAUGAAAAGUGAUUCCAACAAGCUGUCGGAGUUAUGGACAUUGAAACAUGAAUGGAAUGAAGCAUGGGAUUCAAUGAGUGCUAAACCACUCUACUCAAUCAAUGUUUCGGAGCUUCAUGAUCGCGGGGAACACUUUCAUGAUAGACUCCUAAAAUUCACGGAGGCCAGAGGUUGGUCUAUCUGGCGAAAGGUUCAAAGCGACCUAGAACAGUUUCGACAGGCCUUACCACUAAUUUCAAAUCUUUUGGACCCAGCCAUAAGAGAUCGUCAUUGGGACCGGAUUAAAGCUGAAGUGGCGGAACGUUUCGAGCACCGCUCUGCAGAGUUCACUUUAAAAUCAGUAUUCUGCUAUGACCUGAUUCGCCGUUCAGACCUUGUUGCACGUCUAACAGAGGAGGCGCGAAAAGAAUAUAAGAUUGAGCAGGCACUCAACAACAUUGUCGUUGUUUGGAGCUCAUUGAAUUUGAAGAUUGUACCAUACAAAAUCAAUUUGCUCCACGUCGAGGCAGAUGAAAGCCUUGUGGCUACGUUGGAGGAGCAUUUGCUGUGCCUGUCAAGCAUUAAGAGCGAUCAGUUCCACCUGCCCUUCAAAGAAAUUGUCCAUCAUUGGGAGUCUACACUCUCAAUUGUGUCUGAGCUCUUGGAGCUACUGCAGCAAGUGCAAAGGCAGUGGGCGUAUCUAGAAAAUGUGUUCAGAGGGUCCGAGGACAUUCGUAUUCUGCUCCCCCAGGAGGCGACGCUGUUUGACAGAACAGACAGACAUUUUCUCAAAACACUUCGAGGCUUUCAGCAAGCACCCAUGCUAGUCGACGUAUGCACACAGCCGCAAAUCAAGGAGGAGCUACAACUCAUGAAUGAUGAUCUAGAGGAUAUUAAAAAGUCUCUUGACGACUAUCUCGAAAGGAAAAGACAAGAAUUCCCCCGCUUUUACUUUGUCUCUAACACCGAUAUGCUGGAAAUCUUGGGGGAUGCGAAGGACCCUGAAAGAGUGCAGAAGCACAUCAAAAAGUUCUUUCAAGGCAUUAGAAGCCUGGACCUAGUGGCACCUGGGAAGCGGGGCAAUAGAUGGUGUGAAGCUGACGGCUUCACCUCAUCAGAAGGAGAGCGCGUGAGAUUUACGCCACGGCCUGUCACUUUAGAAGGAAGCGUCGAGCAAUGGCUAAACAAGGUCACAAGGGCGAUGCGCGAGACAUUAAAAAGGCAGCUAGUAGCUGUACACCAGCAAUCUAUGGUAACCGGCACGAAGAGGGAAAAGUGGAUCCAGGAUAAUUGCUUCCAGCUUGUCAUUGCAUCGGCGCAGAUCACUUGGGCCACGGAAACUGAAUGUGCACUCCGCCGCCUUAGCAAGGGCAACAAAAAUUCUAUGAAAAUGCUGAGAAGACAUCAGUCACGACAGCUGAUGCAGCUAACCGAUCUUCUGCGGAAGGUGCCGAGCAACAAAGAACGAUUAAAGCUGAACUCUCUUAUAACCGUUGAAGUGCAUAACCGAGAUAUCCACGAAAAGUUGAUACAGAGUCAUUGUGACGGCGAGCAUCACUUUGCAUGGACGUCCCAGCUUCGGCUGGAGCUGCGCGAAGAAAAAGGCGAACCGGAAAAAAGUAGUUUCAUGGCCUCCUCCAGCCAAACAGGCUUUUCAGGCGCCCUACAUUGUCAGUGCCUCCAGGCGGAGACUGUGCUGGCCUACGGUUAUGAGUAUCAAGGAAUUUACAGACGGCUUGUGAUAACUCCUCUUACUGAUCAGUGCUUUAUGGCCCUCACAUUUGCUCUCUACUUGCGACUUGGCGGGUCUUGCCAUGGACCAGCAGGCACUGGAAAGACCGAAACAGUGAAAGAUCUCGGGAAAACUUUAGCAAAAUUUGUGAUUGUUUUCAACUGUUCUGAUGCCUUGGAUUACCUUUCACUUGGACGCAUCUUCAGUGGUUUGGCUCAGAGUGGUGCUUGGGAGAUUGCAUCAGAUGAACACACCCCUCAUAAGUUUUGUUUUGAGGGCCAAAGAGUUCGCUUGGAUCCUGGCUGUGGAAUCUUUACUACUAUGAAUCCCGUGUAUAAAGGGAGGGCAGACUUACCUGAUAGUCUGAAGAGCCUUUUCCGCCCAGUUGCUAUGAUGAGCCCCGAUCUUGCAUUGAUCUGCGAAAUUUUACUUCUGGCCGAAGGUUUUGACAUUGCUAGAAGCCUUUCUCGGAAGGUAGUGGCACUUUUCCAGCUGAUGGCCCAACAGCUAAGCAAGCAGGACCAUUACGACUUUGGGCUGCGCCCUCUUUGUACGGCGCUGCAGCGCGCUGGAGAGUUCAAACGACAAGCCCACGAAAGCACAACAGAACAGGCAUUGAUGAUUCAAGCAAUCUUUGACACGGUUGUCCCGAAGACCGUUCCAGAGGACUUGGAUAUUCUCUUUGCACUACUAAAAGAUAUAUUUCCAGAAUCCGAACUGCAAGCGAGAGAAUCAGAGGAGCUGCGGGAAGCUUUGGAGGAGGUAAUAAGGAAAAACGGUUGGACGAAGGUGGAGGAUCAGAUAAAAAAGGCACAGGAACUGUUUUACUGCAUGCGUUCUCGCCACGGAAACAUGCUUGUCGGGAAUACCCUGUCUGGCCUGGAUUAUUUUACUAUAAAAUCCUUUUUUGUCAAUCCCAAAUCCUUGGACGAAGCAGAGCUCUACGGCGGAUUUAGUUCUGUCACUCGCGAGUGGACUGAUGGCAUAUUUUCGUCACUACUUCGGAUGUGUUGCAACGAGGUACAGGGCCAAAGCAAGUGCAACAGAUGGGUUGUGCUUGAUGGACCGGUUGACACAACUUGGGUUGAGCACAUGAAUUCCUUGCUUGACGAUAACAAGACACUGACAUUGACGAAUGGUGAUCGAAUGGAACUACAUUCACAGGUAUCUCUGUUGUUUGAGACAGAAAACUUGUCGGUAGCUUCGCCGGCAACUGUCAGCUGGGCACCAUGCGUUGACGCGUGGGUAUCCAAGCGGUAUGGCACCAGCGACGCUGCAAGCUAUCUCCGAUCGCUUUUUAACAAGUAUCUCCCAAGCAUGCUGCAGACAAUCAAAGAAUGCGAGCAAGUUGUUGGAAUAUCAGAAAUGGGGGCAGUGCACUCCCUUUGUCGUGUGUUCGAAGUACUUGCCUCUCAACCAAAUGUAAACAUUGAGGUCCAUGGUGGUCAGCCGCUAUUGGAGAAGGUUUUCCUCUUUUCCCUCAUUUGGUCUUUGGGAGCCGCCGUGGGCGGGGGCAGCCGCCAACAAGUGGAUGCUGCAAUACGUCAGCUCAGCAGCAGCUUUCCACCGUCGCACUCCGUGUACGACUACGCACUCAGCACAGAAAAAGGAGAUUGGACACUCUGGGAGGAUCGCGUGCCAUCGGCAUACAGGCCUCUAGACGGCACGCCUUUCCAUAGGAUAUUCGUUCCCACAGCCGAUAUAAUGUGCCAUGCCUUCCUGCUAAGUGGAUUCGUACGAAAUAAAAUCCAUGGCCUCGUUGUUGGAAGCCGCGGUUGUGGUAAAACAUCGUGCAUUCGACGAGCUGUUCUUGAUGACUUACCGGAAAGCAUUUAUAACACUACUACCCUCACCUUCUCCUCCCAGACGUCUUCCAACGAUGCUCAAGAGGGUUUUGAAAGCAAGCUGGAGAAACGGGUAAAAGGAAAAUGGGGUCCACCAGGGAGGAAGACACUUGUUUGUUUUAUUGAUGACCUUAACAUGCCAAAGCCAGACGAGUUCGGUUCCCAGCCACCCCUUGAACUUCUCAGGCAUUUCCUUGAUUAUGGCUCCUGGUAUGACCGCGACCGACAGUCGCUGAAAGUGGUGCUUGACAUGCAAUUCUUAGCAGCCAUGGGAGCUCCUCAGGAGGGUUACGCUUCCAUAGCCUCUCGCCUACAAUCACGUUUUAACACCAUAGCAUUUUUGGAGCCAUCGUUAUCUCAAGUUAUCCGGAUCUACCAAACGCUCGUACUCCACAAGUUCUCGGAUUUCAAAGAAGACGUGAAGAGCAUUGCUGAAAGCAUUGCAACAGCCUCCAUUGCAGUGCAUUACACAGUCCGCCAGACAUUUAGGCCAAAACCAGAGAAACCUCAUUACCUCUUUACAAUGCGCGAAAUUUCGAAAGUUGUGCAAGGUCUGUACCAAGCCGACCGCAGGUGCAUUGAAGACGGAGAUGUUUUAUUAAAGCUAUGGUAUCAUGAAUGCCAACGGGUUUAUCAAGAUCGCUUGGCAUCCUCUGAAGAUGUCGCGCGGUUUGUGGAGACCUUGGAAAAUAUCCUCGGAAAAAGCUUCCAGAUUCGCACAAAGGAUUUGACAAAGAACAGGAAAAUUAUUUUUAGUCACAUAAGAGCUCAGCAAUCGCGAGUUUUGGCACCGGGGGCAUAUGAGGAAGUACAAGAUUGGCAGGCGUUACAAACAAGUUUGCAAGAAGCAGUUGAACACUGCUGCAAGAUUCAUCGUGUACUAUGUAUGCCCAGAGGGCAUAUGCUGCUGGUCGGAGUUGGAGGUAGUGGAAGACAGUCCCUGGCAUCUUUUGCGACCAAAUUACUGGAGAUGAAUCUCUGCCAUCUUCGCGUAACGAGGACCUACACGAUUCGAGAUUUUCACGAAGAGCUGAAGCAUCUAAUCGUUAAAGCAGGCCUAGACGGAAUCUGCACAAGUCUCUUACUCACGGAUAAAGAGCUGAAGAGUGAAGCAUUUUCAGACAGUUUGAACAGCUUACUCGCAUCUGGAAAAAUUCCGGGAAUUCUGGAUCCAGAAAGCCUUGCACAAUUGCUUAAAGACCUUCAGCCUGCAGCGGAAGCAGCAAGAGUAUCUUCGCAGCCUGACGCCUUGCUUGAAUUUUUCCAAACCAGGGUUAGGGAGAACCUCCACGUGCUCCUCUGUGUUAGUCCAAUAGGGAAUAAGAUACGAGACUACUGCAGGAUGUUUCCAGCCUUCAUCAACGAGACCCUGGUAGACUGGUUUUUUGCGUGGCCCCAAGAGGCACUUGAGGAGGUGGCAACAGUCCUUCUGGAACCUGCGGACCUGGAUCCUGCAAGUAGAGAUGCUGUGGCUCGCGCUACUGGCCGUGUCCACAUGGAUGCCAUCAAAGUUGCAAGAACGUUUUAUCAAAAGACCAAGCGGACAACGUCUAUUACACCCACAAAGUUUCUUCAACUUGUUGGUGGUUACUGUAACAUGCUUAAGGAGAAACAAGAAGGAGUCCGAGAGAAAAUAAGCAAGAUAGCUACAGGCCUUAGUAAGCUGGUGGAGGCGCGGGAGCAGGUGGAGGCAAUGAGCGAAGCACUCGAGGCGAAAAAGGAACAUGUUGCAAAAAUGCAACGAGAGUGUGAUGAGUUGAUGGCGAUUAUCGUGGAAAAACGAACUCUUGCUGACAAGCAAAUGAAGCAGGUUGAAGCGGACAGCGCCCGCAUACAAGCGGAGGAGGUGGAAACUAAGAUUCUCUCUGAAGAUGCAAGGAGGGACCUUGACAAGGCUAUGCCCGCUCUAGAAGCAGCUAUUGACGCACUCGAAAAGCUCGACAAGAAAUCUGUUGCGGAAGUUAAAGCUUACACGAAGCCGCCAGAUCUCGUAGUCAAGACCAUGGCGGCUGUCAUGACCGUCAUGGAAAAGUCACCAACUUGGUCUCAGGCAAAAAGUGAAUUAAAUGACCCAAGCUUCUUGGGUCGAGUCAAAAAUUUUGACAAGGAUUCAAUAACUAACGCGACACUGAAGAAAAUAGAAAAAUUUACUAAAGACCCAUCCUUUGCGCCUCCCAACGUGCAAAAGGUAUCCCGUGCUGCUGGUGCCCUAUGUUUAUGGGUACAUGCCAUGCAAAUGUACGCGGAAGUCUACAGAGAGGUUGAACCGAAGCGCCUAAAACUGCGCCUUGCAGAAGAGCAGCUUUCGAAAAAGCAAAAUGACUUGAAACUCUCUCGAGAUCGGCUGGAUGAUAUCCAAGCACGCCUUCAGCAGCUUAACCAUCAGCAUGAUGAAAGCCUACGGAACAAGAGCAACCUGAACAAUUCAGCAGAAGAGCUAAGCUUGAAGCUUGGUAGGGCAGAAAAUCUCAUCACUGGAUUGGCCGAUGAGAGAGAUCGCUGGGAACUAUCCUUGGGAAGUUAUCGGACAAACCUGAGCAAUAUCUUAGGAGAUGCCCUUCUGGGAGCUGCAUUCAUGUCAUAUGCUGGCCCAUUCACAGCAUCUUACAGAGCGCAGCUCGUAAAAGACCUUUGGACCUGCGAGCUGCGGGGUCUAGAUCUACCAUGCAGCACGGAUUUCAACUUUACAGAGUUCCUUGUUUCACCGCUAGAUGUUAGAGAGUGGCAGUUGAACGGGCUACCAACAGACUCAUUUUCAACCGAAAAUGGUGUUUUAAUGAUGAAUGCUCCAAAAUGGCCGCUAGUUAUCGACCCACAGAACCAAGCGAACCGUUGGAUAAGAAAGCUCAAGUCCUCAGAGAUCAAGGUUAUAGACCCAGCAUCAAAAGACCUUCUACGCAUUCUUCACCUCUCAAUACAGGCUGGGCAUUCUUUACUACUUGAGCGCCUGCAAACGCAGAUAGACCCAUCACUCGAACCGCUGAUCACCAAAAAUGUCACAGUUGUCAAUGGCAGCAAGUUCAUCCGCAUUGGGGACCAACUUGUUCCCUACGAAAACAACUUUUCACUUUGGAUGACAACUAAGCUGGGCAACCCUCAGUUCCCUGCAGAGAUUGAGACCGAAGUCACUUUGAUUAACUUUGUAAUUAUGCAGGACGGCCUAACUGAACAGCUUCUGGGAGUUGUCGUCAUGAAAGAAGAGCCAAGUUUAGAAGCACAUAAGCAUGCGCUGGUUUCAAGGCUUGCUGAAGGGCGGAAGCGAUUGCAAGACGUUGAAGACCAGAUUCUUCGACUGCUCACUACUGCACGAGGAUGCUUGCUGGAUGACUUGGAGCUUAUUGAAGCUCUUCAGAAUUCAAAACGAGUUGCAGCGGACGUAAGUUCCCAGAUUGAUACUUCCGAGCACACUAUGAAGAAAAUUGACCAGGCACGCGAGGCCUACAGACCGUGUGGACACAGAGCAUCUGUUUUGUACUUUGUGUUACAAGAUUUAGCAUCGGUAAACUCGAUGUAUCAAUUUUCACUAGAGGCCUACGAAGGCUUGUUUGUGGAAUCGAUUAGUAAGGCAAAAGAGUGUACGGGCAUGGCAGCGUCGGCAGAGGAACAUGUCAUGACGAUAAACUCAGACCACACACAUGCAGUAUUCAGGCAUGCACGACAGGGAGUAUUUGAGCGGCACAAGGCUCUCCUGGGCUUGCAUCUGUGUGCUAGCAUCCUGCUCGCUGAUGACCAGCUGAAUCGCCAUGAAUACGCUUUCUUAUUUACCCGUGGUGCUUUAUUGGAUGCUCCUUCACCGCCCACUAAUCCUGACCCGGAGUGGAUCACACCAGCUGCAUGGCAACUCGUUUGUAAGGCUGACCAGCUGGAGGCUUUACAGGGACUACAGAGCUCCGUAGAUCAGAACAGCAGGGAAUGGCGUCGGUGGUUUGGAUCAACUGAACCAGAACGGGCCACACUCCCUGGUGACUGGCAAGCCCGCCUAGAUGCUCUGCAACGACUCAUUGUUAUUAGAUGCCUUCGUCCAGAUCGAGUAAUCCCUGCAGCAUCUCGUUUUGUUGCAGAUGCACUGGAUGCCAGAUUCAUAGAAAAUAUGCCGCUGGAUUGGGAAGAUCUGUUUGCUUCCUCGAAAAACACUGUUCCAUUGCUCCUUCUUCUAUCUGGAGUAGAUCCUGUUGGACAGCUCAUGACUUUUGCGACGUCAAAAAACGCAACCGUGGUUUCUGUUGCACUGGGCCAGGGUCAGGCAAUGCGAGCCGAACAGGCCAUUCGCGAUGGUGCUCGUCAUGGCUUUUGGGUUUUCCUAGCAAACUGCCACCUUGCAGUAUCUUGGCUUCCGACACUGGAGAAGCUAACCGAAGAGAUACUAAACAUGAAACUGCACCCAAAUUUUAGGUUAUGGCUUAGCUCGGAGCCAACAGAAAAUUUCCCCAUUGCCCUUUUGCAACGGUCGACAAAGGUUACUAUUGAACGGCCACGUGGCUUGAGAGCAAACCUGCAACGCCUAUUGCAACACCGUACGGAAGAGGAUAUGCAGAGAGUUCAUGGGGCGGCAGAACGAUACCAGCGGCUUUUUUUAUCACUAUGCUGGUUCCAUUCCUUGCUUAUCGAGAGAGGGAAAUUCCAUAAUACUGGAUGGACUCGAGAUGCUAGCUUUAGCGACAGCGAUUUCUUUGUCGGAGACAGCAUUAUUGCCACGUACUGCGAACAGUCGCCCAGCGAAUUCCCAUGGGAAGCAGCACGAUCACGAAUUGUUGGGGCUUGUUACGGGGGCCGGCUUACGGACGAAAGAGACCUGCGACUACUCAGAGUGUAUUGCAAUGACUGCUUCAAUCCCCAGGUCUUAACCAGAGAUUUCAGGUUUCAAGGACUCUCACAGCUCCCCUUACCCGACGAUAUCUCAUUAAAUGGCCUGAGACAGUAUGCUCGUGAUCUGCCAGCAAUAGAUUCUCCCGAAAUAUUUGGUCAGCACAUCAAUGCUGAAAUCUAUUCGCAGAUAGAGGAAGCAGAAGAACUGUUUACAACACUUUUGAAUAUUCAGGCUCCUGGAGCCGAUGAAUUCGAAAGUGGAGAGGGAAAGUGCCGAGAUACCAUGAUACUCAGGUGCUGCGAAAAUCUUGAACAAGCCCUUCCAAAAUGCCUACAAAUGGAUCAGAUGCAGCACGCUGAACUCGAAAAUCCCUCACCUCUUCGCACUGUGAUGUUACAGGAGGCUCAGCGCCUCAACAGACUUCUAUCGUGCGCCAAAGAGAUGGUUCAAAACUUGCGGAAGGCGAUUUCAGGAUUCUGCACAAUGUCAGAUGAUUUGGAGACGUUGCAAUCCUCGUUGCUAAGGGGCGAAGUGCCACACUCCUGGUCCUUUGCUUUCCCGUCGCUCAAGCCCCUCAUGUCAUGGACCAACGAUUUGGCCGAGCGCGUUGAUCAAAUUAAUAAAUGGGGGCUCACUGCCUACGACGAAGGCCUGCUACCGUCACCACCUCGGGAAGGAGCAUACGUAAAGCGUCUGUAUCUUGAAGGGGCAUCUUGGAAUCUUGAGGGCAUGGCCCUCAAGGAGCCAGAACCGAUGCAGCUGAUCUGUGAACUCCCCAUUGUACACCUCAAGCCAACAACACGCAGGCGCAAUUUAACUGAAAAACUGUACAUGUGCCCUAUAUACCAGUAUCCAUGCCGAAAGGGGACCAUCGACAGACCGUCUUUGGUUACGAUGCAAGAAAUACGCAGUGGGGCCCAGGACCCAUCAUUUUGGGUCAAACGAGGCACAGCCAUCUUGCUGUCUACCGCCACUUAG